AUGACAUCUCAAUCAUUUAUUGGCUGGUCAAUUGAAGACUGGAAAAGAUUUCAUUUUGAAUCAACACCAAAUCAAUCAUUAGAAUUAUUAUCACAACUUUUAACAUCUCAAAAUGUUGCUCCAAAAGAUACUGCCUGGAUUUCACUUGUUUCAUCUGAAAACUUAAAACAUCAAUGGAAUUUCUUACAAUCAAAAUCAAAUAAAUCUCAACUUCCAUUAUAUGGUGUACCUGUUGCAAUUAAAGAUAACAUCAACGUCAAAGGAAUUCAAACAACUGCAGCUUGUCCAUCAUUUGCUUAUACUCCAGAAGAAGAUUCAACUGUUGUUGCCCUUUUAAGAAAUUCAGGAGCUAUUAUUUUAGGUAAAACCAAUUUAGAUCAAUUUGCAACAGGAUUAGUGGGUACAAGAUCUCCCUAUGGAAUUGUUCCAAAUACUUUUAAUUCAAGUUAUGUAUCUGGUGGUUCUUCAAGUGGUUCUGCUUCAGUAGUUGCUAGAGGUAUAGUUCCAAUUGCUUUAGGUACUGAUACUGCUGGUUCAGGUCGUGUUCCUGCUGGAUUAAAUAAUAUCAUUGGAUUAAAACCAACUAAAGGUGCCCUUUCUUGUUAUGGUGUCGUUCCUGCUUGUAAGUCUUUAGAUUGUGUUUCCAUCUUUUCCUUGAAUUUGCAAGAUGCUCAAUUAGUUUUCAACAUUUUAGCAAAAGAAGAUGGCGAAAAGGAUCCUUAUUCCAGAGCAUUACCAGAGAAUCCAUUAGUUCAAUUCCCCACUAAACCAAGAAUUGCUGUUCCAACCAAUCUUUUAUGGUAUGGUGAAACUGAAAAUCCUAAAUUAUUCGACAAAGCAGUCCAAUUAGUUGAUACGAAAGUAGGUGUUGAAUUGGUAUCUACAAACAUUGAUCCAAUGCUUGAAUUAGCUCAAUUUUUAUAUGAAGGUCCUUGGGUUUCGGAAAGAUAUUCUGCAAUUAAGAAGUUCUUGUCAACUGAUCCUCCCAAAGAAGAAUUGGACCCAACUGUUAUGAGAAUCAUUAAAAGUGGUGAGAAGAGAACAGCAACUGAAGCUUUUGAAUACGAUUACAAAAAGCAAGCAUUAUUGCAAAAGAUUGAGAAAAUUCUUGAAACGAUUGACGUUGUUAUUGUUCCAACUGCUCCAUUAACUCCUACAAUUCAACAAGUCACUGAUGAUCCAAUCAAAUGGAAUUCAUAUCAAGGUACUUAUACUAAUUUUGUUAACUUGGCUGAUAUGUCUGCUAUUUCGGUUCCAGCUGGUUUCAGAAGUGAUGGAUUACCUUUUGGAAUUACUUUCUUGUCUCAUAAGUUCAAUGAUUAUGCUUUAUUAGAAUUGGCAAGCAGAUACAUGAAAUCAUAUUGUGAGGUCGGUCAACACUUUAUUGGUGCAACUAAACAACAAUCUACAUUUGGUAAUCAAUUACAUUCAACCAUUCCAAAACUUAUCGCCGGCAAUCAAGUUAAAUUAGCUGUCGUUGGUGCUCACUUGAAGGGAUUCCCAUUACAUUGGCAAUUGGAGAAGGUACAUGCUAGAUUUAUUGAAUCUACAACUACAUCUGAAAACUACAAAUUGUAUGCUUUAUCAAACACUCGAUCAGUUUCUAAACCUGGAUUAAGAAGAAUUGCCGAGAAUGGAGCUAGUAUCACAGUUGAAGUAUACUCUAUUCCAAAAGAAGAAUUUGGGAAUUUUAUCAGUUAUGUUUCUGAACCACUUGGAAUUGGAUCUGUUGAAUUAAAAUCUGGCGAAUGGGUUAAAUCUUUCAUCUGUGAAGAAGCUGGUUACACUCAGUCUGGAACAAUUGAUAUUACUAAAUUUGGAGGUUGGAAGAAUUAUCAAGAUCAUGUUGCUCAAGAAAAUGCCAAACUCAGAAAACCUUUCAAUUCAGUUUUGGUUGCAAACAGAGGUGAAAUCGCAGUUAGAAUUAUCAAGACAUUGAAGAAACUUGGUAUUAAAUCCAUUGCUAUCUAUUCGGAUCCAGAUAAAUAUGCUCAGCAUUCAUUGAUGGCUGAUGUUGCUAUUCCAUUACAUGGUACAACUGCUGCUGAAACUUAUAUUUCAAUGGAAAAGGUAAUUCAAGCUGCAAAAGAUUCUGGUGCCGAAGCAAUUAUUCCUGGUUAUGGUUUCUUAUCUGAAAAUGCUGACUUCUCAGACCGUUGUGGAAAGGAAGGGAUUGCUUUUGUUGGUCCUUCUGGUGAUGCAAUUAGAAAAUUGGGUCUUAAACAUUCAGCUAGAGAAAUUGCCAUGAAGGCUGGUGUACCAUUAGUUCCUGGUUCUGGUUUAGUUAGUACCGCUGCUGAAGCUAAAGAAAUUGCAGCUGAGUUGGAAUAUCCUGUCAUGGUUAAAUCUACUGCAGGUGGAGGUGGUAUUGGUUUACAAAAGGUUGAUUCUGAGGAUGAUAUUGAAAGAGUAUUUGAAACAGUUCAACAUCAAGGGAAAUCAUAUUUUGGUGAUUCUGGUGUUUUCUUGGAAAGAUUUGUUGAAGAUGCUAGACAUGUUGAAGUUCAAAUUCUUGGGGAUGGAAAUGGAAAAGCAAUUGCACUUGGUGAAAGAGAUUGUUCCUUACAACGUAGAAACCAGAAGAUUAUCGAAGAGACUCCUGCUCCUAAUUUCCCUGAACAUACUAGAACCAAAAUGAGACAAGCUGCUGAAUCAUUAGCUUCAUUAUUGAAUUAUAAGUGUGCUGGUACUGUUGAAUUCAUAUAUGAUGAAAAGAGAGAUGAAUUCUAUUUCUUGGAAGUCAAUGCUAGAUUGCAAGUUGAACACCCUAUCACUGAAAUGGUAACUGGUUUAGAUUUAGUUGAAUGGAUGUUAUUCAUUGCUGCCGGUAAUCCUCCGGAUUUCAACCAAAAGAUUGAAGUUAAUGGUGCAUCAAUGGAAGCUAGAUUAUAUGCUGAAAAUCCAGUUAAAGAUUUCAUGCCAUCUCCAGGUCAAUUAACUGAAGUUGUAUUUCCAGAAUGGGCAAGAGUAGACACUUGGGUUGAAAAAGGUACUGUCAUUUCUGCUGAGUAUGAUCCUACAUUAGCCAAAAUCAUUGUUCAUGGUAAAGAUAGACAAGAUGCUUUGAAGAAGUUACGUCAAGCUUUGGAUGAAACUAGAGUUUAUGGAUGUGUCACCAAUUUAGAUUAUUUGAGAUCAAUUACCAAUUCCAAGAUGUUUGAAGAAGCUAAAGUUGCAACUAAGGUCUUAGAUUCAUAUGAUUAUCAACCACAUGCAAUUGAAAUUAUCGAUCCUGGUGCAUAUACUACUGUGCAAGAUUAUCCUGGUAGAACUGGUUAUUGGAAUAUCGGUGUCCCACCUUCUGGUUGUAUGGAUCAGUAUUCAUUUAGAAUGGCUAAUAGAAUUGUUGGUAAUGACAAGUCUGCUCCUGGUAUUGAAAUUACUUUGUAUGGUCCAAAAAUGAUGUUUCAUCAUGAUGCUGUAGUUGCUGUCACUGGUGGUCAAACUGUCAUUGAAGUUAAUGGUGUUGAAAUUAAUCAAUGGGAACCAAUUGCAAUCAAACGUGGUGACACAUUAUCAAUUGGUAAGUUAUCUUCUGGUUGUAGGGCAUAUUUGGCUAUCAGAGGUGGUGUUGAUGUUGUUGAAUACUUGGGAUCUAGAUCGACAUUUGCUUUAGGUAAUUUAGGUGGCCAUAACGGAAGAGUGUUGAAAUUUGGUGAUGUUUUAUUCUUAGGUCAACCUGAAGUGGCUAGUUGUACAUUGUCUGCUCCAGUUUCUGCCCCUGUCUCCAUUCCAAAAUCCUUAAUUCCAAACUACUCAAAUAAGAUUUGGCAUGUUGGUGUUACUUGUGGUCCUCAUGGUUCUCCAGAUUUCUUCAAGCCUGAAUCAGUGAUUGAUUUCUUUUCUUCCACUUGGAAAGUCCACUACAAUUCAAACAGAUUUGGUGUUAGAUUGAUUGGUCCUAAACCUAAAUGGGCAAGACCUGAUGGUGGUGAAGCUGGUUUGCAUCCAUCCAAUACUCAUGAUUAUGUAUAUUCAAUGGGAGCUAUUAAUUUCACUGGUGAUGAGCCUGUUAUUUUAACUUGUGAUGGUCCUUCUUUAGGUGGGUUUGUAUGUGAAGCCGUUAUUGCAGAAGCUGAACUUUGGAAAAUUGGUCAAGUCAAACCUGGUGAACAUAUUCAAUUUGUCCCAAUUACUUAUGAGACUGCUAAACGGUUGAAGGCUGAACAAAAUACAAACAUUGAAGAUUUAUGUGGUGAGUUACCUUCAUUUGAAAGUGAUGCUUUAGCUGUUCCUGAGAAUCCAAUCUUAUAUCAAUAUAAGAUUUCUGAAAAUGCUCCAAUUGUUACUUAUCGUCAAGCUGGUGAUAGAUACAUCUUGGUUGAGUAUGGUGAAAAUUUCCUUAAUUUGAAUUUAUCUUACAGAAUCCACAAGUUGAUCGAAAUGGUUAAGGAGCACAAAACAGUUGGCAUCUUUGAAAUGUCUCCUGGUGUUAGAUCUGUUUUGGUUGAAUUCGCUGAUGAGAUCUCUCAAUCUGAUCUUUUGGAAACUUUGGUGUCAUAUGAGAAAGAAAUACUUUAUGUUAACAAAUGGGAAGUUAAAUCGAGAAUCAUUAGGUUACCAAUGGCUUUUGAGGAUAAGAAGACAUUGGAAGCUGUUACCAGAUAUCAAGAAACUAUUAGAAGUGAAGCUCCUUGGUUGCCUAACAAUGUUGAUUUCCUUGCUACAAUUAAUGGUAUUACCAGAGAUGAUGUUAAGGAUAUGUUAUAUACUGCUAGAUUCUUGGUGCUUGGUUUGGGUGAUGUUUUCUUAGGUGCUCCUUGUGCUGUUCCAUUAGAUCCUAGACAAAGAUUCUUAGGUACCAAAUACAAUCCCUCAAGAACUUAUACUCCAAAUGGGACAGUUGGUAUUGGUGGAAGUUACAUGUGUAUCUACACUAUGGAAUCUCCAGGUGGUUAUCAAUUGGUAGGUAGAACUGUUCCAAUCUGGGAUAAAUUAUCAUUAGGUACUCAUUCUCCAAGUGAAAAACCAUGGUUAUUAUCUCCAUUUGAUCAAAUUGAAUUCUAUCCAGUUGCUGAAGAAGAAGUUGACAAAUUUGCUGAAGAAAUGAAUGCCGGAAAAUUCAAAGUGGAUAUUGUUGAUACUGUUUUCGAUCAUGGUAAAUAUUUGGAAUGGGUACAAGAGAAUUCCGAAUCAAUUGAAGAAUUCCAAAGACAGCAAGGUGGUGAAAAAUUAGAAGAAUUCAACAAAUUGAUUCAAAUCUCGAAUUCUGAACUUGCAAAUUCUGGUACCAAAGAAGUUAGUCUGGAAACAUUUGAUGAAUCGUCUGCAAAGGUUUAUUCUGAAUUCUCUGGAAGAUUUUGGAAGGCAUUGGUUGAUGUUGGUGUGCAGGUGGUAGCUAAUCAAGCAUUGAUUGUUGUUGAAGCCAUGAAGACUGAAAUGAUUGUCAAUGCACCAAGAGAUGGUAAAGUAUUGAAGAUUUUCCACCAAAAUGGUGAUAUGGUGGAUGCUGGUGAUUUAGUUGUUGUUAUUGAAUAG
Messenger RNA from Hemisphaericaspora subhashii, 5478 nucleotides. RefSeq names its product bifunctional urea carboxylase/allophanate hydrolase (gene DUR1,2). Lineage: Eukaryota; Fungi; Ascomycota; Pichiomycetes; Serinales; Debaryomycetaceae. The transcript has a single exon. The record is from RefSeq and is a predicted model, not a curated record. Gene Ontology annotation, molecular function: ATP binding; urea carboxylase activity; methylcrotonoyl-CoA carboxylase activity. Gene Ontology annotation, cellular component: mitochondrion. Bases 1 to 5478 code for a protein of 1825 amino acids.